Messenger RNA from Hymenoscyphus albidus, 2087 nucleotides. The record is from the annotation of a GenBank genome assembly. Lineage: Eukaryota; Fungi; Ascomycota; Leotiomycetes; Helotiales; Helotiaceae.
GAUAUCUCUCUCAAGGCUCUUAAUCUCAAGCCUAAAAUUUCCCUGUUGUCUACUUUAAGUUCCCAAUAAACUUCCUUCCAUUUUUUCCCACUAUAAAUUUAAAUUUUUCAUCAUGACGGCACAGCUAAAUCCGUAUUUUUCCCGCAGAUAUUCCACCCCCACCCAAGCUCAACUGUAGAGUAGUCUUCCCGCAUCACCCCGGCAGCUAUGCACCAACGCCUCAAAAGACCUCCUGCUCCGAUUCAGAGGGUCCCAUUUGCGUCUUAAAAGGAACGUCUAUGGUCCACGAUUGGUGAGUUCCAAAUCUUCAGAUAAGCGACGUGCAGGAGGUUACUGUAAUGGUAUCCAGAUUUUAGAUGGAGUUCCCCCACCUGUCUGUCCUAUUUGUGUUGAUAAGUACCUUCAACUUCCCCUCUUUCUCUGCUUGUUUCUGUUCCUGUUCCUAUUCCUGUUUGUGUCUUUGAAGAAGAUCGCAAGUCACAAAAAUGCACAUCUCCCUCCCCUCCCACCUCCUCCUCGCCUCCCUCCCCCUCACCCACGCCCAAGAAACCAUCCUAGGCCUCUUCAUCUUCCACAGACACGGCGACCGAACCUCCAAAUCCUUCGCGCCCACCACGCUCACCGACCUAGGAUACGCACAAGUCCACCAAUCCGGGUCAUUCUUUCGGGAUCGCUAUGUAGACAGCAACGCAAUAUUGCCUGUAUAUGGAAUCAGUAGUUCGGUGGUGAAGAAUUCGCAAUUGAAGGUCGAGGCGCCUGUGGAUACGGUGUUGCAGAAUUCGGCGGUGGGGUUUCUGCAGGGACUGUAUCCGCCGGUGGGAGCGGGUGUAGAGACGCAGAGUUUGGCGAAUGGAUCGAGGGUCCUGCCGCCGUUGGGGGGGUACCAGUUAAUUCCUGUGAAUUCGGUGGCGAGUGCGUCGUCGGGGGCGGAUUCGGAGAAUAGUGCUUGGUUGCAAGGUGAGUUUUUUUGGAGAAUGUUUUGUUGAUGCUUUUGCUUUUGUGGAUUGGGAAGAGGAUGUGGGAUGUGAUGCUAAUGAUGUGUAUUGUAGGUCAGAGUGGAUGUGGAAAAGCAAUGGUUAGCUCGAAUAACUAUUUCUACUCGAAUGAAUACUUUGAGAAAUUAAGUGCUACAACACCAUUCUAUCAAAGCAUUUUCCCCGUCAUCAACCGUACCUUUACCAGUGCGGCAAACACCUAUUUCAAUGCUUAUUCCAGUAAGUGAUUCCCGCAGACUCUCACCCUCUUACAGUAAACAUCAAAGUAUAAAAAGUCAAAAACUAACUCUCACACCAGUCUACGACCUCAUCCACGUCUCCCAAAUCCACAACACCUCCAUCCCCUCCUCAGAUUUACUCACCCCCUCAACCCUCCACCAACUCCAAACCCUCGCCGAUUCGCACGAAUUCAACCUCGCCUACAACACCAGCGACCCCAUCCGCGCCAUCGCAGGACGCACCCUCGCCGCGCAAAUCGUGCAAAAUCUCAACUCCACCCUAACAUCUAAAUCCAAAACGCCCCUCACCAUCCAGUUUGGCGCCUACGCCUCCUUCCUCUCCUUCUUCGGGCUCUCCCAACUCCGUGACGUAUCCGAGAACUUCACGGGUGUAGUAGAUUACGCUUCAAGCAUGGUCUUUGAACUCAUCACCAACGCCACCGUUUCUAACACUAGUUACCCUAGCAUGGAAGAUAUCUCCGUCCGCUUCCUCUUCGCGAAUGGAAGUGCGUACGAGAAUCCUUUGAAUGAGUAUCCCCUUUUUGGAGGUAAUUCGGCGGUCAUACCCUGGAGAACGUUUACGGAUGAGAUGGGGAAGUUUGCUAUUGGUGAUCAGGAGAGUUGGUGUCGGGAGUGUGGGAAUAAUACGGGGGUUUGUGCUCCUGUGGGUGAGGGGGUGAUGGGACAGAGUGGGGAGAUGGGGGGUAAGAAGGAGGGUGUGAGUAGGGUUGUUGCGGGGGUUAUUGGGGCGAUGGUUACGCUUGCUGUGGUGCUUGGGGUUGAGGGGUUGGUUUUAUUGGUUGGUGGGUUGAGGGUUGUUAGGAAGAGGGGGGGAAGUGGGAGUUUAGCGAGUGAGGGGGCUGUGAAGGCUUGA